Molecule: messenger RNA, 1701 nt
Organism: Exophiala bonariae
Lineage: Eukaryota; Fungi; Ascomycota; Eurotiomycetes; Chaetothyriales; Herpotrichiellaceae
Exons: 7
Coding region: 1-1701 (566 amino acids)
Biological process (GO): DNA-templated transcription
Molecular function (GO): zinc ion binding; DNA binding
Source: RefSeq, a predicted model, not a curated record
AUGGAAGAGCUGUUGUCUUUUAAUCCCCUCGAUAGCCCAUUUGCCAUUCAGUCUCCUGUUGGCAAACUGUAUGAUUUUUUGGACGAUCCGGAGUCUUUUCCGCUCGAUGAAAGUGCAAGUAUCUGGGGCUUCGAUCCAGCAUCACUUGAUCUGACGAACUACUUAACUUCACCUUCCCCGGAGUGUGUCGAGUAUGGCAGCCCAAGUGAAUCACAGAGUAUAAUUCCGGAACACUUUGGACCUGGUUGCUGGCUGUCGUUAUGCUCCUCUUCUGGUCUUGCCUGGGUGCAGCAGGCGCAUGGCACAGGUGAUUUCGCAACUAUCGCCGGAGAUCUAACUGCAGCUUGGGCAAAGCAGCUAAGACUUGAGAGGAACGAACCAACCAUACGAAGUGCAGAACCAGAACAAAGACUUGCCCUGGAAUAUGUUGACGCUUACUUCAAGCGUUCUGUGGAUUCCUUAUUUGAAGCCAUUCAUCAAUUAGAUUUCCAGCAACAACUGCGAAGUCAUUUUGAAAACCCAAAUCCAAACGAGGAUCCGGUGUCUUAUGCUAUCCGGAACACAGUCUACGCUUCUGGCUGUCGUCUGCAUAGUUCUGCCAAUUACGCCGCAAGUUUUGACGCUAUUCAAAAGGAGGCAUGGGGCUAUUUUUCAAACGCCUUGUCGGUUCACAGCGAACUACUACUGAGGAGCCCUUCCAUUGGAGCUGUCCGAGCGUUAUUGGCAAUGGCACUCUUUGCGGAAGGGCUCGGCAGUCCAGCCCUUGGAUCUGGGCUUAUUGCAAAUGCUGCACUUGUGGCACAGGCUCUGGGACUUCAUAAAAGGGUUACCUGCGUCGAAGCGACCUCAAAAGGUGACGGCUUGAAAAACACAUGGCUUUUUUGGGCUGUAUACUGUUGUGAAAAGAAUAUCUCACGAAGGAUUGGUCGCUCGUCGGUAAUCGUCGACGACGAUGUGACCUGUGAGAUCCCCAUAAUGGCUCAUCCAAAUAGCGCGCUCGACCCUAUUUUCUUGACAAGCAUAAUCCAGAAUUGUCAAAUCUCGAGUGGAAUUUGCAAGGCACUCUCAGCCAGAGGCCUGCACGACCAACCUGCCAGAUUGCUAGAAAUCGUAAGGAAGUACAAUCAGGAGCUGUUGUCCUGGGAAACUUCUCUAGCCGCAGAAAUGCGACCGAGGACUUGCUACAAGUACAACGACGACGUUCAACUCUCAAGGACCCUGGCAAUCAUCUUGCUACAUUGCUCCUUUUGCGAUCUCUUGAUGAUACUAAACGCCCCCUUUGCCUACCCAUGGAUAAACAGUGGUUUCCGCAAAGACUCAAAUGGUGAGACGAAGAUUGCUGCACAAAUCAGUGAAAGCUCGGCGACGAUAGUUGAGUCUGCGAGAAAGAUCAUAGUUAUGACCAGACACUUUGAUCUAAACGGAGCAAAUACGCAUUCUUUCAUGUUGCAUUACCCAAUGCACGCUUUCAUAAAUUUAUUCAUUCAUGUCCUGAAAAGUCCAGCAUCUGCUUCCGUUCGAUCGGACAUGGCACUAUUGGAUGUUGCUGUCGGCUACUUCGGACAGCUGGAUUUCCUCACUGGAUCAAAACUAGAAUUCCCAUUUGCGCGAGACAUCGCGGUAUUUGCCCGGCGAACUGUCGACAACUAUCCAGGUCAUCCAUCCCAGAGUACGGGAAUCAGAGGAAGUGGCAAACAAUGA